Ustilago hordei is the source of this 4824-nucleotide messenger RNA. RefSeq lists its product as uncharacterized. Gene Ontology annotation, biological process: DNA integration. The record is from RefSeq and is a predicted model, not a curated record. Gene Ontology annotation, molecular function: zinc ion binding; nucleic acid binding. The transcript is spliced from 4 exons. Lineage: Eukaryota; Fungi; Basidiomycota; Ustilaginomycetes; Ustilaginales; Ustilaginaceae. Bases 1 to 4824 code for a protein of 1607 amino acids.
AUGACAGACCCAGACCUCAACAAUAAGCUCGACAGACUACUCACUCUAUUGGAAGCACAGCUAGAGCUUACCAGACAGGGUCAUCGAGAGGAACGAUUACAACGAGCUCAACUGAGCAGGGAGGAGACAAUGGACCUCUCUCACUCAGAAGACCAAGCAGGAGGAGGAGAUGAGUCUAUGAUAGGAGACCCACAUACUCCUACUCCAGCUCCACAACCAAGACGAUCAGUCUCAUUCAACCUGGAUGAGCAGGAGGACAUCAACUAUGAGAAGUAUGCUUCACCUACUGGGCCAAGAUAUGUCAAGACUAAGGUGGACCCCUACAGCAGGACUAGGACGGACCCUUACCCCCUGGACCAUGAGGAGGACACCAGCAUCAUGGCAGAGCUUAACUGGUCAAAGCCCAUUGCCACCCCCUUCCCAAAGUUCAAUCCCCGAGACAUGGAGAUCUUCAUUCUAGAAGCCGAAGCAUGGUUUAAGUUCAACCAGGUGUAUGAGCAGUCUAGGAUGAUCAACCACAUGGGUGCUCAACUUGAAGGGACAGCAAGAGAGUGGUGGACCUCCAAGCUCUGUAUUGAUAGAGCUAGAGAAGGAAGGUUGUUCAAUGAUUGGCACUACUUCACAGAGCAACUGUCAGAACAGUUCAACCCACACAAUGCUAGGAUGGAGGCAUACAACAAGCUGUUGGCUCUCAGACUCACAAGUGAUGCUCCUGGUGCUGCCACACGUCAUGUAGAGCGGUUCAGAGACUUGGAGGGACAGGUCAACCUAGAUGACAACGAGCUAGUGAUUGAUCUCUUCAGAGGAAGUCUCACUCGCAGCAUACAGGAGAAGUUCGAGAGGAAUCCACCUGGGAAGAGAUGGGAGUGGUACCGAGAGGUUGAGGAGAUCGAUCGACAGAGGAUGCUACUACAGCAGUCCUCGGCUAGACACUCACUCCCAAAUGCCACGUCACCUCCACUAAGAACUGGGUCUUGGCCAAAUCAAAGUUCGAUCCCCAUCCGACAACCCACUCAACCUUAUCCAUCUCGAUCACCAUUACAAGCAACUACACAAGCAACUAUACAAAACCUAAACCGACCCCUUCCUCAUCAUCCCACCCAACCCUCGAAGCAAGGAAGCCCUGCUCCAUCAGGUAUCAACACCUGUCAUGUAUGCAAGGGUAUCGGCCAUUGGGCCAGAGACUGCCCCAGCAGGAGGGUAGACCCUCUUAGCUCUCGACCCAUGGGACCAAAGGUUAUGGUCACCACAGCAGACCCCUUCGAGGAGGCCACCGACUCAGGAGAUGGCCACACAGGCAGUACUGAGAUGGGUGACCCCGAGGCCAUGGACCUCAGCUCAUACCAGCAACCCAUGGACCUUGACCAUGAGGAGGAGGAGCAUGAUGAUGAUGACAAUGAGGGAAACUCUCAGAUUCUUUCAUUAGUAUCUAUUGGUACACACAAUCUGGGUGUGGUCGAAGCUUCAGUGGCCGACACUGCGGACUAUGACCUCAUCCUGGGGUUCACUGAGCUACGGAGGCUCAAACCCACCAUACAAUGGGAUACGGGCCAGCUGGAGUUCAAGACUCAGGAGCAGGACCGACCCCCUAGGAGACCCCCUGAAGCAGCAAGAGCAGGGGACCUAACCAUGAGGAGACCAACCCUUCAUGGUAACGAGUUUGUCUCAGCAGAGCGCAUACUACGAGCAGCUCUGGAAGAUGGACCCAUAGGAUUCAUGCUGUUGGAGGAGCCACCAUCAUCACUCCCAGCCUUUGGUUUUGUACCUACAGGCACAGACAAAGGAGUCGAGAUGGAGGUGGAGGUAGACAAGGUGGUGAUGGCUGCAGACAUACCAAAGCCAUACCAACACCUGCAAGAUGUGUUUGAUGAGGUGGAAGCAGACAAGCUGCCCCAUCAUACCGAGCAUGAUCUCCACCUCAAGUUGAUAGAAGGAGGUAAGCCACCUCAAGGGCCCCUAUACCUUAAGGGACCCAAGGAGAUGUCCGAGUUGAGGAGGUACUUGGAUGAGAACCUCGAGAAGGGGUUCAUAAGACCAUCGAAGAGCCCAGCACAAUCACCAGUGCUCUUCGUACCAAAGAAGGAUGGAGGUCUCAGACUCUGUGUGGACUACAGAGGUCUCAACGAGAUCACUGUCAAGAACAGGGCACCAUUGCCCCUCAUCAAGGAGCAGCUGUUCUUACUCAGGAAGGCAAGGAUCUAUACCAAGCUAGACCUUAGAGCAGCAUACAACCUCAUCCGGAUUGCUAAAGGAGAUGAAUGGAAGACAGCUUUUGGCACUCAGUUGGGACUCUAUGAGUACCUAGUGAUGCCCUUUGGCCUAGCCAAUGCUCUGGCUCACUUCCAGUCAUUCAUCAAUGACAUCUUCCGAGACAUCAUUGGGAUAUAUGUGGUAGUAUACCUAGAUGACUUCCUGAUCUUCAGUGACACUGAAGAAGCACAUGUGAAGCAUGUCACUGAGGUCCUCACUCGCUUAAGGAGCAACAGGCUCUUUGCUAAGCUGUCGAAGUGUGAGUUCCACACCAAGACAGUCGAGUUCCUGGGGUACAUCAUCAAGCCAACGGGCAUAGAGAUGGACCCAGAAAAGGUGCGCACUGUCAAGGAGUGGCCAAUGCCGGAGUCAAUCCAUGACAUCCAGAGGUUCCUGGGUUUUGCCAACUUCUAUCGAAGGUUCAUAGCCCACUUUGCUCGCAUAGCCAAGCCCUUGACAGCACUGGUAAAGCCUAUAGAAUGGUUCAAGAAGUUCGAACUACCAGAGGAGGCCCAACAGGCCUUCCACAAGCUCAUCCAGGCCUUCACAUCAGCAGGAGUGCUUCAGCAUUUCGACUACCACCUUCCAACAAGGUUGGAGACUGAUGCAAGUGACUUUGCUAUAGCAGGAGUACUCAAGCAGGAGCAUGAAGGACGAUGGCAUCCAGUGACCUUCUACUCUAGGAAGAUGUCUUCUGCUGAGAAGAACUAUGAAAUCCAUGACAAGGAGCUCCUAGCUGUGGUCGCCUGCCUUACUCAGUGGCGACACAUGCUAGCUGGACUACCCAGUCAACUGGUCAUCCUCACUGACCAUGAAGCCCUCAAGUAUUUCAAGUCACAGAGACGCAUCACAGGUCGACAGGCUCGAUGGGCCAUACUACUAGCAGACUUCGACUUCAUAUUGCAGUAUCGACCAGGAGACAAAGGUGGUGAACCCGAUGCUCUCACCAGAAGGACAGACAUGCAACCAGCUGGUGAAGAGCAGGAUCACAAUGUGAGGCAACUACUGCCUCCUCGAGUGUUCAAGGAGACAGCAGACCAUGACUCGACCCUAGUGGCCCCUAUGCUCUCGAUGGAGUCCAUAGCAUCAAAAGGUCUCAAAGACCUGGUCAAGAUCUUCCAGCCCUUAGACCAAGAGCUACAGGAGAUACAUAGGAAGAAGCCCUUCGAACUCAAGGACGACCUAUGGUACAGUGGAGGAAGUGCCAAAGAGGUAGAUGGACAGUCCCUCUCUGUAGAACAUCUGCGAUUCAUGGUGAUGACCCAAUGCCAUGAUGGUAUCACUGCUGGACAUGUGGGAAGAGAUGCUACCAUCAAGGCAGCUCAACGACAUUACUGGUGGCCAAACAUGACAGCUUGGAUUGCAGACUAUGUAGCAAGUUGUCCUGUAUGUGCUAGGUACAAAGCUCCUCAUCAUCGUCCAUAUGGUUUGCUACAGCCACUAGCAACACCAGACAGGCCCUGGGGCUCCAUAUCCCUCGACUUCAUUGAAGGACUACCACCAUCGAAGAAGUAUGACUCCAAGACUUAUGACUCUAUCUUAGUCAUUGUCGACAGGUUGACCAAGUUUGCCAUACUAGCUCCAACCCAUAAGACAGUCACGGCCAAACAGACUGCAGUGUUGCUAUAUGGACACAUGGUUAGACUCUUCGGAUACCCAGAUCACAUGGUCUCAGACCGAGGCAGGCAGUUCAUAUCAGGAGCAUGGAAGGCAUUUGCAGAGCAAAUGGGUGUGAAGCACUCACUUAGCACGGCUUACCAUCCUCAAACUGAUGGUCAGACAGAGAGGGUCAAUCAGGUCAUAGAGCAAUACCUCAGGAUGUACUGUAACUAUGAGCAGAAUGACUGGGCCGACCUGCUGGACACUGCAGCCUUUGUAUACAACAACACGGUCCACAACAGCAUUGGUGUCUCACCAUUCUUUGCAUGCUAUGGAUGGAACCCCAAAGCUCAUCCUGACAUCCCUCAACGACUAGGAGUCAAUGAUCCAGGUUGCUUCGAGUACCUCAUGGAUGGAAAGGAGCGUUGCAAGUACCUCCAGGAGCAGAUCAGAGAGGCACAACGGAGAUCAGUAGACCAGUAUAACAGGAAGCACAAGGACAUUGAGUUUAAGGUGGGUGAUAUGGUCUAUAUCAACCGUCGAAACUGGAAGACACGGAGACCCACACCCAAGUUAGAUACCCGGUUUGCAGGACCCUACCCAGUUCAGGAAUGGGUAGGACGCCGAGCUUAUCGAAUCACAUUGCCAGCAAACCUUAGGGUGCAUGAUGUGUUCCAUGUCUCCAUGCUCGAGCCAGCAAGAACAAGUUCUCUUCCUCAACGUGCUGAACAGCCCACCAUACCAUCACUUCCAGAUGAGGACCUCGACUUUGAAGUCGAAGCACUCAUCGACAAGCAUUCACACAAUGGGACUACAGAGUACAAAGUGUUGUGGAGAGGGUACUCAGAAGAAGCUGCUUCAUGGGAACCAGUAGAGAACCUCAACUGCCCCGACCUCAUCCAGGAGUAUGAGGUGUCGGAGGGGGGACGAGUGAGUAGACAAAGUAGAGAAAGGAGGAGAGAACAGGAGGAGUAG